AUUUUCCAGGUGUGUCUCUGACCGGAAUGUAUGAACACGACCGAUUCAACAACAACAACACAAGUGAACACAAGGAUUCAGAAAGUGGCGGAGACAGCGGCUAUCCCAGCGAGAGGAGGAGCGAAGGGGAUCCAAACGACCACAUAGACGGGGCCCAUCAUCGCUACCACAGAACUUUAUCUGAGUCGGAUGACGACAGUAUCAGAAGGAGGAAGAUGGUAGCUCCUCCACGAGUUUCUGCAAACUUAAAUUCACAAAGUCCCAUCAACGAAGGGCUGACAGAGGAGAAGUGGAGCUUCUUCCAUUCGUCUCGCGCUCACGUGCACAGACCUUCCUGCGUGGCCACCGAGGUGGAGCGCCUCAACGCUCUGCUGCAGAAGAAGAUCGGUCAGUCGAUCCUGGGAAAGGUCCACCUGGCCAUGGUCCGCUACCACGAGGCGGGUCGUUUCUGUGAGAAGGACGAGCAGUGGGAUCAGGACUCGGCCAUGUUCCACCUGGAGAGAGCCGCCCUGUGUGGAGAGCUGGAGGCCAUCGUGGCGUUGGGGAAGUGUUACCUGCAGCUGCCUCAUCACAUCCUGCCCGACAUGGAGGUGGAGGACAACGCAGGAAACCGGAUGAAAGGUUUUAAGUACCUCCUGCAGGCUGCUGAAGCUGGAGACAGAUCUUCAAUGAUCGUCGUCGCCCGAGCCUUCGAUACGGGAAUCAGUCUGUCAGCUGACAG
This is a messenger RNA of Nematolebias whitei (Rio pearlfish), 721 nucleotides long. RefSeq names its product eukaryotic elongation factor 2 kinase. The record is from RefSeq and is a predicted model, not a curated record. Gene Ontology annotation, molecular function: protein binding. NCBI's taxonomy places the organism in Eukaryota, Metazoa, Chordata, Actinopteri, Cyprinodontiformes, Rivulidae.